Molecule: messenger RNA, 3876 nt
Organism: Pogona vitticeps (central bearded dragon)
Lineage: Eukaryota; Metazoa; Chordata; Lepidosauria; Squamata; Agamidae
Source: RefSeq, a predicted model, not a curated record
GUGUAUGCUUUGCAUGGAGAAGAUCUCAGGUGCAACCCCUGGCAUCUCCAGUUAAAAAACUGCACCAAGGGGGGGGGGGCGAAAUAACGUCCGCUCUUGAAAAGCAAAUUCUGACUUGGCUGAAGGCGGGUAUUCUCAUCUGGGUCCCUGACAUCGUACAGUCACGAGGGGACCGUACAGUUCUUGUCUAAAAGUGGUGGCUCACGUACAAGAACAUUAUUACCACCACCACCACCAUCAGGUGAGGAGCACUUUGAGUCGCGAUUGUGAGGGCUGGAGAACGCAGGAUUCCAAACCAUAACGGGAUGAGGACGUGUGAAUGAACGCUGGCGUGCAGAAGCCUGCGCUUCGAACGACCUCCCGCUUGCUCGCGUUUCCGAGGAACAAGCGGGCAACUUAAAACACUGAGUGUUUAAAAAGGAGCAAAAGGCGUCGUUCCGUCAUUGAUCCAAUGCCGGGGCCUGUGCGCGCAGAGUUCAACCCACUACUGUACUACUACAACCGCGUUACGGAGCGAGCGGAGGCGGGACAGGACAAGCCGAGGCGGCGGCGGCGGGCGGCGAGGAAAGAGGCCCCUGCUCGCCCCUUCCUGCUCCUCCUCUUUCCGUCGCCUCUCCAGCUUGCUGUCUGUUCAGGCAAAGCCGUGGCUGGGCGAGCAAAUAACAAAUGCGGGUAAAAGAUCGCUCAAAACCUAUCCAUGACAAAACCAAGAGACACAGGAAGUCAAAUCAGAAUCAGGAUGAAGACUCUUCGGACGACAUAGCUGGUCUGACAUGCCAGCAUGUAAGCCAGGCAGUAGAUGUACAUAAUGUUAAGAGGGCAGUAGCUCAAAGUGUGUGGUCAAUAUGUUCAGAGUGCUUAAAGGAAAGAAGAAUAUGUGAUGGCGAGCCUGUAAUGCCUUCUGACAUAUGGCUAUGCCUUAAAUGUGGCAUGCAGGGUUGCAGUCAAAACUCAGAAGGCCAGCAUUCCCUAAAGCAUUUCCAAACAGCACUGGCAGAAACUCAUUGCAUUGUAAUCAAUCUCAGCACAUGGAUUGUAUGGUGUUACGAAUGUGAAGAAGAGUUGUCAACCCAUUGUAAUAAGAAGGCUUUAGCACAGAUAGUUGACUUCCUUCAAAGACAUGUUACUCGGAAUGAAUCAAGUUCAUCAUCAAAAAUUACUUGGCUACAUGAGGAAAACAUUGAAGAAAGUGAAAUAUUAAAAGGGAAAGGCAUCAGUUCCAAUUGGGCAACCGUUCCAGUUAAAGGCAUUAGUAAUUUGGGGAACACAUGCUUCUUUAAUGCUGUCAUGCAGAACUUGGCACAAACACACAUGUUACACGAGCUAAUGUGUGAAAUGAAAGAAAAGGGGACAAAACUGAAGAUUGGUCAGAAUCCACCAUCUCAACUGGAGCCUUUGGGAGUGAACCUUUCAAGCCCUGGGUCACUGACUUCAGCUAUGUUCCUGUUCCUUCACAGCAUGAAAGAAACUGGAAAAGGACCUCUUUCUCCCAAAGUUCUUUUCAGUCAGCUCUGUCAAAAGGCCCCUCGGUUUAAGGGAUUUCAACAGCAAGACAGCCAAGAAGUUCUUCAUUAUCUGUUGGAUGCAAUGAGAAUAGAAGAAACAAAGCGCAUACAAGCUGCAAUCCUAAAAGCAUUCAAUAAUCCAACCACCAGAACAGCAGAUGAGGAGACGAAAAGAAAAGUCAAAGCAUACGGAAGAGAGGGUGUUAAGAUGAACUUUAUAGAUAGGAUCUUUGUUGGUGAAUUGACAAGCACAAUCAUGUGUGAGGAAUGUGAAAAUAUUUCCACCGUAAAAGAACCUUUCAUUGAUCUUUCACUGCCUGUAAUUGAAGAGAGGACUUCAAAACCUAUUCCUUUUGGAAGGACAAGUAAAAGUAAACAUACACACGAAGUGGAUGGUGAUCAGUAUAGUUCUUCUGUGGCUGCUCUGAAUCAUCAACAAUCAAAACUAUCUAAGAAGCAUUCAUUAACAAAGGACAAGAACCAAGUAAAUCAUGAAAAAAGACUUGCCAAGAAAUCCUCUGAUGAUGCAGCAGCAGGAAGUCCUUUUAUUAUGCAUGAACAAAAUACUAAUGCCAAAGGCAGGGCUAGUCUUUCUUCUCCAAGAGAUGGAGUACUGGAGCCUGCGGCAAAUGGAAGUCAGACUGAAGUCAGUGAAAAAGAAGUCAGUCAUUCUGAAAGUAGCAUUGAUGCAGACAGUGAGGCCUCUGAAAGUGAAAGUACUUCUAAGCAAACUGCUUCCGGAAGAACUUGUUGCAUACCUGGUUUGUAUACUGACGGGCAUAAAUAUUCAUCAGCAGCCACUAAAUUGCAGCACAACAAAUCGACUGAUAGCAAUAUGGAGGCACUUACUAAUGCCUUGUUGAAACUUGACUUCAGCAAUACAUCCAAUGAGAAUGAAGGGACCCUCUAUAAGAAACCUGCGUUGAGUCUGUCGAACAACUUUUCAUCCCUCGCAGAGAAACCCCUGUUGUUGCGAAACCCUCAAAGUGCCUUCCAGACCUUAUCUCAGAGCUACACAACAAGCUCUAAAGAAUGUUCCAUUCAGUCAUGCCUUUACCAGUUUACAUCUGUGGAGCUCUUGAUGGGAAACAACAAGCUCUUGUGUGAGAACUGUACCGAUCGGAAACAGAAACACCAGAAGAAAGCAAAUUCCACAGAAAAGAAGAUAGAAGGUGUCUAUACAAAUGCCAGGAAACAGCUGUUGAUUUCUUCAGUGCCCACUGUUCUAGUUCUCCAUCUGAAAAGAUUCCAUCAGGCUGGUGUGAGUUUACGAAAAGUAAACCGACAUGUGGAUUUCCCACUACUUUUAGACUUGGCUCCAUUUUGUUCUGCUUCCUGCAAGAAUGUGAUGGAUGGUGAAAAAGUUCUCUAUGCUCUUUAUGGAAUCGUGGAGCACAGUGGGUCAAUGCGAGGAGGCCAUUAUGCAGCCUAUGUGAAAGUCAGACCGCCAAACAAAAAGCUUUUGGAACAUAUUUCUAGCAAUAACAAUGUUCAAGGUUUAAAAGAAUCUGCAGGAGCAUCUGUAGGACAGUGGGUCUUUGUCAGUGACACGCACGUACAAGCAGUUCCAGAAUCAAGAGUGCUAAAUUCACAAGCAUACUUACUUUUCUAUGAAAGAGUUCUAUAGUUACAAUUAAUAUUACAAACAUAGUGAUAAUAACUAUUAUUUACACUUGUUUAAAACCAGAAGAAAAUUAUACUGCCUGAAAAUGUUUUGUCUUUCUAAGUCCCUUAGUACAACAUUUAAGAUUAUUUCGUUCUUUUAAAAAUUAUGCAUUGGAUGUAAAAAAAAAAAAGCCCAUGUAUGCACAAAGCACUUUCAUUUAUAUGCAGGUAUGGUGGUGAACACAUAUUUUAUAAGAGACUAUUCCUUCAGAAGAGCCUAAGUUUUGUGAAGAGUGUAUUGAAAUUGCCAAAAAUCCCCACGCAUGAGUGAAAGUAACUUUAUGUUUCCCUGAAUCCAAGCAGACUUUCUUGCUGUUGGUCUCGUAUUUCAUUUGAAAUAAUACCCACUGAAUACUGAUAAUUCAGUGGGUAAUUCAACUAAAUGCAUCUAAAAACAUUAAUAGCAGAAAUAUUCUAGACAUGACUAGCUCCUGCUUUUUCUUCAAUCAAAAGUGUUGCUGAACAACUCAGAAUGACGGUUAUAUAGUUUAUUUGUGCAUGAAUAUUCUUGAAAUUAUUGCUAUAUGUUAAAUCACAAAUAAAAUAAAUGAGGAUUAGCUGUUUCAAGAAACAAAAAGAUCACUGUACAUGUCUUAAGAGUCCUUCUUCAGUACAUCAACAUUUCAUCUUAAGCAAAGUAAAAGCAAAGCGUGCUUAUGUACAUCCCAUAGUGCUUAAAGCUCUCUUUGGAUGGUUUACAUUUUAA